This is a messenger RNA of Filobasidium floriforme, 1747 nucleotides long. RefSeq names its product peptidase family M48-domain-containing protein. The transcript is spliced from 10 exons. Gene Ontology annotation, biological process: protein quality control for misfolded or incompletely synthesized proteins; mitochondrial protein processing. Gene Ontology annotation, cellular component: mitochondrial inner membrane. The record is from RefSeq and is a predicted model, not a curated record. Gene Ontology annotation, molecular function: metalloendopeptidase activity. NCBI's taxonomy places the organism in Eukaryota, Fungi, Basidiomycota, Tremellomycetes, Filobasidiales, Filobasidiaceae. Bases 12 to 1634 code for a protein of 540 amino acids.
AACCUCGUAAGAUGAUCAUCCGGAAUAGCCUGGCAAGACCAGGCUCGAGAUAUCCCGUUAUCGCCACUAGCUACCGGUCAAUACUCGGUUUAUCACAGUCAUUUCCGAAGAGGAAUGACGUAUCAUCAUCGUCCAUUCACACUCUAAUUGAUAUAACCCGGUACAGCCGGCCACCACCUUCCACACCUCUCCGCCGGACUUUUCAUUCGACGUCAAAACGUCAUGAUGUGUUCUUCUUCGCCCUGCCCGCGCUGAAAGGAGCGUUGUUGAACGUGACACGGGUAUCGUUGAUCACCCUGCCGUUCAUCUGGAGGUGGAGAUUAUGGCAAAAGUAUCGAAGAACAUCCAUGAUCCUUGUCAACAUCCCCAUCAUCGCCUUCUGCCUAGUCCUCGCCCUGGGGCUGGAUCAAUCCCCAAGAACAGAUCGAUGGCGGCUGUUAUUGAUGAGCGAGAAUGAGGAGAUGGCUUGGUCGAUGAAAAAAUUCGACGAAGUUCUCACACACGAUGGCCCUCUUCUCCUCCCCUCCACCUCCCCCCUGACCCAACGAGUCUCCCGAGUCUGUACCCGUCUCGUUCAAGCCCUGGAAGAAGAAGACCAAACAGUCAUCCACGGUGCAAGUUGGCCCCCUAAAGAUCGGGUGAGCGAGUUGAGCAAGGUCAUAGCGGAAAGAGAACGACGGAAUAGUGGGGGAGUCGGAGGUGGGGGUGGGAGUGACGGGAGAGGAGGGACGAGGUAUGAACCGAGUGCCAAGGCUUCUUCGGCGGUCAUGCCUUUUAGACCCGAAUCGGCCAAUCCGCUCAAAGUGCUAGAAGGCGGGGAUUGGAGUUUGUAUGUGGUGGAUCUCCCCAAGAUCAACGCCUUUGCCCUCCCUUCCAAAGACAUCUUCGUCUACGCCGGUCUGGUCGACCUGGUCGAUGAUGAUACGCUGCUGGCAGCCGUAUUGGCUCACGAGAUCGCCCAUGUUACGCAGAGACAUGCGGUGGAGAAUCUAGGAUUCUUGAACAUCGCCGCUGUCGCAUUCGACGUCCUUCGAGGUAUCUCUUUCGCCUUGACGAUAUCCUUUCCCUUCAUCACCGACUCGGCUGGACUCUUCAUCAACUGGCUGAACAACGUCGUCGCCGAACGAGCGUAUUCAAGAAAGUUGGAGAUGGAGGCCGAUGCGGUCGGGUUGAACUUCAUGGCGGAAGCUGGGUACGACCCGAGAGCAGCGCUGGACUUGUGGGACCUGAUGGCCGCUGUCGAGGCGGAUGCUGCUUCGCGAGGACAGCCGUUGAGCCUCUCGGAUAGGUUGUCGUUAUUACAGACUCAUCCUACGAGCAACGUCCGGCAAGAUGCCCUGGCGAGGUUGAUGCCGAAAGCUUUGGAGCUAUACAAACAGAGCGAUGUCUACAAGCAGACUAUCGCUCGGAGACUACAGAAGAAGCAGGAAGCCGACAAGGCACGGACGACCGAGGUGGCCGAGAAGAAACAGGACAAAGAAAACAUGGCGAUCAGAGCGAGGGAGGUGGUCGAUACGGAAGUCGCAAUGCAGCAGGUUGAGAGGGAGCAGAAACAGGAUGGCAUUGAGCGAGCAGAUGGGGGUAAGUUGCCCUCUGCCUCGAAGCCGGUGACGGAGCAGGUUCGGCUUGUAUGAUAAAUCAUCGACGAGGAUCAGGAUAUCUCGAGCAUGUAAUUAAUACCCAGAUGUACCAGUAUAGGCAACGGAUCACAUAGCACAGGUUAGUCCGACCGACAACGGGAUUUUAU